This is a messenger RNA of Medicago truncatula (barrel medic), 1491 nucleotides long. RefSeq names its product ATP-dependent DNA helicase PIF1. The record is from RefSeq and is a predicted model, not a curated record. Gene Ontology annotation, biological process: telomere maintenance; DNA repair. The coding region runs from base 1 to 1491 and encodes 496 amino acids. Lineage: Eukaryota; Viridiplantae; Streptophyta; Magnoliopsida; Fabales; Fabaceae. Gene Ontology annotation, molecular function: DNA helicase activity. The transcript is spliced from 2 exons.
AUGGCUGAAAUUCAAAAUAGAUUGAUUUACGACGAGCUGAAUUACAAUCGAACAAUUUUGGCCGAUGAGCACCAUAGUCUCAUGUCAACAAUGACUGCUGAGCAAAGAGGAGUAUAUGAUCGAAUUCUGUCAAGAGUGAAUGCAAACAAGCCAGGAUUCUUUUUUGUAUAUGGAUAUGGUGGGACUGGGAAGACCUACAUUUGGAGCCUCAAUGGGAUAGCUGCGUUGCUUAUUCCAGGUGGUAGAACAGCACACUCUAGGUUUGCUAUCCCGUUCAAUGUUGAUGAAUUGUCUUCGUGUGAAAUAAAACCUUUAAGUCCAUUGGGUAAGUUGAUAGUCAAAACAAAGCUCAUUAUAUGGGAUGAGGCACCUAUGAUGCACAAGCACUGUUUUGAGGGCUUUGAUCGUACUUUACGGGAUGUUAUGAAGUCUUUCCAUAAUGGAAGAACAGAUAUUCCAUUUGGUGGAAAAGUUGUUGUCUUAGGUGGAGAUUUUCGGCAAAUCCUUCCGGUUAUCCCUAAAGCUAAUAGAGGAGAGAUCGUGCAAGCAACGGUUAAUUUCUCCAAUCUUUGGAAUUUUGUUGAAGUCUUAACACUAACAACUAAUAUGAGACUCUCGACAGGCAGUUCUGAUUCUGAUGUUCAUGAAAGGAAACUAUUCUCUGACUGGAUUUUGGCUAUUGGUGAUGGAAGUGUGGGGGAAAGCAAUGAUGUUGACAUUCACGUUGACAUACCACCUGAUCUGCUCCUACAAAGUAACGGGGAUCCAAUUGCAACCAUUGUCAAUAUCACCUACCCUAAUCUUCUUCAAAACCUUGAUGACCUUUCUUAUUUUCAAAAUAGAGCAGUCUUGGCACCGAAGAACUCAAUUGUGGACGAGGUCAAUAACUACAUGAUGGAUUUAAUCCCUGGUGAAAAGAAGAUAUAUUUAUCCUAUGAUUCUCCGCUUUAUCCCAAAUCAGGUAACAACUCACCUGAUGAAGUUCACACCCCUGAAUUUUUAAACACCAUAUCUACUUAUGGAAUUCCAAAUCACAAGCUUAGGUUGAAGGUCGGAGUCCCUGUUAUGUUGCUCCGAAAUAUUGACCACAGCUUAGGUUUGUGCAACGGAACACGUUUGGUGAUAACAAAGAUGGGAAAAUAUGUUCUUGAAGGAAAGGUAAUAUCCGGAUCAAAUAUUGGGCAAAAGGUUUACAUCCCCAGGUUAUCUUUGUCACCUUCUGAUAAAAAACUGCCCAUCAAGUUUCAGAGACGGCAAUUUCCGUUGGCCGUUUCAUUUGCUAUGACUAUCAAUAAAAGCCAAGGUCAGUCACUGAAGCAUGUUGGAGUUUACUUGCCUCAACCCGUUUUUUCCCAUGGCCAGCUGUAUGUUGCAUUGUCUAGAGUUACGUCAAGAAAAGGGUUAAAGAUAUUGGUUCUCGAUGAAGAAGGGAAUGAUAGCAAUGUAACAUCUAAUGUCGUUUAUAAGGAAAUUUUUUAUAAUUUAGUCUAA